AAUGUAAAAUGAUUUUGUUGCUAAAGAAGAAGAAUAACAAACCCCAGCAUCUUUUGAAAUGAUUGGUUCGGUAAUAUUCUACAAUAAGAUAGAUGAGGGAUUAAAAUUCUUAAAGUUCUAUUAUUUUACAAAAAUAAACAAAAAUUGUAGAAAAAUUUUAUAUUGCUUUGGCCCGACUAUAAGAAGCCUAAUACAAAGAGUAAAAUUAAAUUACUCCAAGAUACCCUUUUGUUUUUUAAUACUCAUUCAAUGAGUUAAUUGUAAAUUUAAAUAUAUUAUUUUUUUGUAGGUUCAUCUUGGAGACCAUUAAGUCUAAUUACAUUAGGAAUAAGAUUCAAUUAAAUAUAAAUAGAAAAAAUUAAGGUGCUUAGAGAAAAAGCCCAUAUUCCAUUCAAAGCCAUCUGUAUAAAAGCGAUAUGGUUUUUCUUUGUAAGAUUAAAAAGACUCAAAGAAUAUACCAAAGAAUUACUGUAAAGCUAUAAUCAAUUUUGCAUAAAAAAAUUAACAAUUAUGCUUAAAAAUUCUUGAAGAUGAAUUAUAAGUUGCUAAAUUUAUUGAGUUUUUAUCAAAUCAGAAAAAGAAAUUACUUAACAUAAAAGUAUUCAGUGCAUUACUUCAAUAAUGUGAGGAUCCUUCUUUAGAAAAAUUUAAUAGAACUUUCAGAAUUAUAAGGUAUAUAUUUCUAUUAAAAUAGUCAAAUUUUUAUAAAAAAAUAAGCAAUUAAUUAUAUUUAUAAUUCGAAAAUUGUUUAAUAAAAUUGGCAUAUUAGAUAUAGAUAAUAAAUACAUAAAGGAAUCAGAAAUCCUAGAAAUUUUUCUCACAUAAAGAAACUUUGA
This is a messenger RNA of Paramecium pentaurelia, 836 nucleotides long. The record is from the annotation of a GenBank genome assembly. Lineage: Eukaryota; Ciliophora; Oligohymenophorea; Peniculida; Parameciidae.